UAAGGAUAAUUCCAUGGCCGGUAAAGUCAACACCAUUGUCGAUGGAUUCUUCAAGACGUCCGACUUCGACUGGAAAUCCAACCUGGGUAUCUAUGCAGACAAGGACAAGGCCAAUGUUAACUUCAAGAUUAAUGCCGACGGCAACGAAUACAUGGCCAAGUUUGAGGGCACCCGCACUUCCCUUCUCGUUGAAUCGAACUUCGUCAAACACAUUCUUGUUGAUGCCCACGUAACCAGUACACAGGAUAUGAGGAAACUACAUGUUGCUGCUGAGUGGGACAAGGAUGUGGAUCCCACAAAAGCUUUCGUCAUUGAUGGACAGUUUGCUAAUGGCGAAAUUGGAGUGGAAUUCAAAUAUGGUGACAGGGAAGUGUCCAUCCUUGGCAAGCUAAUUGACAGUGGUGUGGAGGUGGAAACCAAAUGGGCUUCUGACAAGAGAAUUUUUGUCAAUGUUCACUACACACUUGGCAAUACCAAUUCGCUGGCAGCUACAGUGCAGACGCCAUUCCAAGGUUGGGAAAAACAGGAUGCCACCUUUACCUUCUCCAUCAAGGAUUAUGAAGUUGAGAGCCGAUUUUCUGCUACAUGGAAGAACACACAGCAAAUGGCACUUAUUGUCACUGGUAAGGUAGAACCUGGACUCUUUACCAAUGCUCUUUCCACCAAAGUUGCAUUCACAAGCACCUUUGAUAACUAUGAGCGUAUCGAAUUCUCUCUGGAUCAUAACAUGGUUGAUUCUACCAUCAAGACUCAUUUGGAGGGCGCCUGGAACCAAGAGAAAAUGGAAGGCAACUUCCAACUCACUCCUAACACCAAUGGUGUAGAUGCUCGAGCUACCUUCACUUCCCCUGUCACAGAGAACAUCCUUGUGACAUUGCAUCAUGAGUUACUCAACAAGCAGUUGUCUACCACAUUUGAAGUGAAAUAUGGACAAGAGAUCUCUACUGCUACUGCCACAGGUCACGUGGAUCUUAGUAAUGUACAUGACAUCACUCUGGUGUUCAAGGUUGACACCCCUGUUUCUUUGAUCCCUGAGAUAAAUGCCAAUCUUAAAUACUCCCUGAGUGGAGAAAGUCUCAACUUGAUCACUGAAGGUAAGAUUGGGGAGAAGAAAAUCAUGCUUAAUGUAAGCGGCCAAAGGACUGUCAGUGGCGACACUACGGACAUUUCUGGAGACGUUCGCUUCAUCACUCCUUUCACUUACCCUCUGACAGCAUCUCUCAAGCACACCCAUGACAUGGAGCAUUUUACAUCACAGUUCGAGAUGACCAGGAUCUGGUCUACAUACGGUAGCGUCAAGGUGCACGCUCAAGGACACAUGCUCUCCAAGAAUGAUGUAGAAUUCAAGGUUGACGUUUCUAGCCCAGUAAAUAAGGGAUCAAUCGCCUUCAAGCACACUGUCACUAACACCAAGAUGGAUUCCUCAGUUGAUGUCAUUUUCAACUCUGAACGUAUUCAUGUGUCUGUGGGUGGACUUCUGGAUGUGUCUAGGAGCUUGGCAAACAUUGAAGCUGAAGUUAAUUCCACUUUCAGUGGCCUAGAUGAUGUAAAAGUCAGCAUCGAUAGCAAGAAGGAUGACAACACAAGAACUUCCAACAUAGUUCUCAUGAAGGGAACAAAAUCUGUUGUUAUUGACCAUACCAUUACCUUCAAUGAUUGGUUCAACUGGGAAAACUCCUUUAUUGUGAAUGGAGUCUACAAAUUAAGCAACAAGCAGAUGCAUGCUGGCUCUCUGUACAAACACCAACUUGAGUACAUGUGGGAUCGCCAACUUGUGCAAUUCGAAGGAACUUUCGACAAGAAGAUCUCUGGAAAUACCCGUCAGAUUGAUGCCCAGGUCUCCCUUUCCACUCCUUGGACUGAGGACAUGAAACUUGAUUUGCACCACCAAGAUGAUGGUGUUGAGUACAAACCAACACUUAUCAUUGAGUACAGGCCUGGAAUGAAGAUUGAAGUUGCCUCUGUUCUGAAAUGCGAUUCAUCAUUCUUCUACACUGCAUCCACUCUUACAACACCAUUCUGGCAGCCAAUGGGAUACAAACUCAACAUUGACUUCCAGCCAAGGAAGACUGCUACUCUUGUUUUAACCCGUGGAGCCAACAGAACUACUAUUGACAUCACAGGAAAAAUUGAACAAGGAAAGGUAGAUGGUGAGCUGCAUAUCGAUUCUACAUAUCUUACCAAACCGGUUUCUCUGGAGGUGUUCUAUGACAUCAUUUCAGCCGAAAAGAAAGUGAACUUGGCGCUUGAUUUUGACAAGAGGUAUGAGAUAACAGGAGUCAUUGCUGGUCACCUUAAACAAGCUAAAUGGUCUCUUAUGAUGGACCUUCCUCUUGAAGCUGUACAAAAAGUUGGUUUUAGUGGCGAGUACAAUGUUGAAGCCAUGCCCUUCACUGCCAAUACAGUACUAAUUUUCAACACCCAGAAAUACCAGGUAAAUGGCAAGAUCAACGUGGAUGAAUUCCAAAUCAAUAUGGAUUUGAAUGGAAAAACUGGAAGUUUGGUCAGCAGUUGGAAACUACCAGGAGAACUACGCUGGUGUGAAAUCGACUUCCAGUCACCACUUACACUGGACAACAUGUCUAUCUCAGCAAUGUAUGACUUCCGUAGUGAAAAGAAAGUGACCCUCAAGAUGACACGUAACUCAAAGGAAAUCAACCUUUCUGGACGACUUGAAGGACAAACCAUUGUUUUUGAAGGCACAACUCCAUUCAGUGGAUGGGAAACCCUUAAGGCCUCAUUCUUCAUCUCCAGCUCUGCUGUUAAAGCCUUUGUGUCCAGGAAUGACCGCAAGAUUGAGUUACAGGAACACUGCACAUCAGAAAAGUCAAGGGAAAGAUCAAUCUCACCAUCAAUACUCCAUAUGCUGGCUAUGAAACCAUUGCUGUUGACACAAGCUACAGCUUACAGGGCCAGGUGAAAACAGUGGAGUUUGAAGCCAAAUUUGGCUUCGCAAGAACUCUCUUUGAAGGGAGACAUCAAGACAAACAACAUCCUAGCUCCUGAGAUGACCCUCAAUAUCAUUACUCCAUUUGAAACUGUAAAGAACUCUUGGUGGAGAAGCUCACUGGGACCUGAGAAACCUUGUCAAGACUGCCGAAGUGAAGGCUUUCCGCAAUGACCGUCACUACCACUGGCAGUUAGAGGCAGCUGCUGAUAGUCCCCUAAAGGGUUAUGCCAAAUCCAAGAUCACAACUCCCAUUGCUGGAUGGACAACAGUCAGUUUGGAAGGAAACUUUGAUUUCACCUCCAUGCCUUACAGGGCACUUUUUACUUACAAUAAAGAAGGAGUUAUCAGCACAUUUGAAGUACAAGCUAGUGUAGCAGAAACUGCAGUAUCUGGUGAAAUUACAACACCAAUCUCUGGCUGGGAGAAGAUUGCUUUGAAUGGCGACUAUUCUCUGGUUAACAACCUUCUGUCUGGAAAUGUGGAGAUCACCAAGAGUUCUGACAAAUAUCAUCUCAAUGGGGAGAUUGCUUUUAAUACUCAGAAGCCGAAGUUGAAUAUUGGCAUCAGGACACCUCUAGCAAAUGCUGCUGAUAUUGAGCUGGUUCUUGAUGCUAAUCUAGUUGAUACAGAAAAGAAUUUCCACAUUACCUUCAAAAGGAAUGACAUCACUUAUUCUGCAGAUUUCACAGGCCAAAUGAUCUACAAAACAGGAUUCGUGAAGCUGCAUACAACUUCGCCAAUUCCAGGUUUUACAUCCCUGGAUGUUGAUGCCAAAUACGACUUUACUGGAGACGUGAAAACUGCCGAAGCCAAUCUUAUGAAGGAAGGAAAUAACCAGCAUAUUUCACUGACCUCCACAGUCAAUGACAACGAUUUCCAUGUUGAAGUUGAAACACCAUUUGCUGGUUUUGAAUCUGUGAAGAUGGACGGAGAUUACGCUUACCUCAAUAAUAAACACAGUGUCUCAGCUUCAUUUGAGAGAAUAGUCAGAAGUAUGACUUCCAUGCUGAGAUUUCACUCAAUGCCAACUCGGUUACCCUGACACUGGUAAACCCAAUAGUAGACAUUAAGCAUGUUGUCAUUAGUGGCAAUUACCAGGCUAUUGAGAAUGGAAUGGAAUGUUCUCUUGUCAUUGAAAGAAACCAGGAUAAGUUUGAGUUUAAUGCUCAAGGGUAUUUUACACCCAAGAAAUCAGAUCUCCACCUCUCACUGGAGAUGCCUGUUGAAGGCUGGAGGAAGCUUGAGCUGGAUACCCACUAUGAUGUUAUCUCCGACAAGAAGUCUGCUGAGAUCUCUUUCCAGAGAGAGAUUCACUGAUGAAAAAGCUGUAUGUUGAGGGAAGCUACAAUCUGAAAUAUGGAUCUUUUAAGGUUAUGACUCCUAUUGAAGACUUCAGAGUCCUAGGUGCUGAAUAUACACUAAACCUUGAUGAAUAUAACAAGAAACUGGAUGCUUCUGUAAAGAUCAGUCAAAACUCCAAUGAAUGGCUUUCGAGGCACAUGGACAAUUCAGUGAUGAACAUUGUCAUUAAGUUCCAGACACCAUUUGAAGGUUUUGACACCAUUGCUGUAGAAGGAAACCUAAACUAUGGAAACAGAUCUGGAAGAGUGUCAUUCAGUUUGGACCUUAUAAGUUUACCACCAGCAUUUCCUACGCAAAUGAUAAUAUGUCCUUUGAUCUGACGACUCCCUUUGAUGUUAUCAAGACUGUGUCCCUUUCAGCCCGGUACAGCUGGACCACCAGCCAAAAGGGUGCUACUCUAAACAUCACUUACAAUGACAAGAACUUUGUUCUCUCAAGUUCUCUGCAGCUCUCUACAAGGGCCUCUAACAUCACCUUCCAGGCCACAACUCCUUUCGAGGGUUUCCAGAACUCCUUCAUUGAAAUCAAGUAUGACAUUGAUAACAGAGAGGAGCUCCUUGCAUCUCGUGUCAGUGUAGAUGAUCACAGCUACAGCUUUGUUGUAGGUGGAUAUAUUGAGGACAAGCUAGCCGUGUUCAAGUGGAACCUUAACUCUCCUCUCACUGGCUGGACUGAUGCCAAGUUUGUAGCUAAGAUUGAUCUUUCCAGUGAAAAUAAAAACUUGGAAAUCUCCCUUGAGAAAGAAGGAGACCUUAAAGCCAUUGCAGUCUCUGGCAAGUUCAUUGGCAGUACACUGGACUUUAAUCUGCGAACUCCUUUCAGAGGGCUCAAUAAUUUCAAUGUGUUUGGUUCUCUUAACCGGUCCAAGAGGUCUCUUGAAAUGAGAAUGAUGAAUGAUGCAGGACAAGCAUCUUUAGCUGGCAAUUUCAACUCCCUCAGAUUCAA
This is a messenger RNA of Penaeus vannamei (Pacific white shrimp), 5257 nucleotides long. The record is from RefSeq and is a predicted model, not a curated record. Lineage: Eukaryota; Metazoa; Arthropoda; Malacostraca; Decapoda; Penaeidae.